Molecule: messenger RNA, 1773 nt
Organism: Colletotrichum godetiae
Lineage: Eukaryota; Fungi; Ascomycota; Sordariomycetes; Glomerellales; Glomerellaceae
Exons: 8
Coding region: 45-1718 (557 amino acids)
Molecular function (GO): flavin adenine dinucleotide binding; pyranose oxidase activity
Source: RefSeq, a predicted model, not a curated record
AUUCGAAACAAUACGCAUCAACAGGCAGCUAUUAGGCAGCUAUCAUGAGAGUCUCUCCGAUCAAGAUCCAGGGCUAUGAGACGAUCCGCUUGGAAGAAGCCGACGUUCUCGUCGUUGGCUCGGGUCCGAUCGGCGCGGUGUUUUCUCGCACGCUAGUCGAGAAGGGGCGAAAGGUUCUCAUGAUAGAUGUCGGGAAUCAAGAAACCAAGCGAAUUGGAGACCACAAAAAGAACAGUGUGGCGGUCCAGCGAGACAUCAGUCUCUUCACUAACACUGUCAAAGGAGAACUGAGUCUUCUAUCCGUUCCAACCAACGUAGCCGAUCCAUACGUCGAGCCGAUCUCUUGGGGCAGUUCGACUCCCUUCAUCAAGAAUGGGCAGAAUCCAAACCAGAAGGCCGUGGACAAUCUCCCCGCCGCGGCAGCUACGCGCCUCGUCGGCGGAAUGGGUGGCCACUGGACUUGCUGUACGCCUCGUGAACAUAAGGACAUCGAGCGAUCCGAUCUCUUCUCCGAUGACAAAUGGGACGAUCUUUACAAUCGAGCUGAAAAGCUCUUCUGGACCGACAGGACGCUCUUUGACAAGUCCAUCCGCGGAGGUCUCGUCAAGUCUGUCUUGACGGCAGCCUACGAAAAGGAGGGACGAAAGGUCCUGAGCAUGCCUCUCUCUGGUAGGAGGAGUGCUAAGAACAAGGAAUUCGUCGAAUGGGGGUGCACUGCUACGAUCCUCGGCGACAAGCUCUCCGAUCCUAGCAAGGAGCACGACAAAUUCGAGUUGCGCGCCAACUCUCAGUGCGUCAGACUGAUCGUGAACCAGGCCUCUGGUCAAGUUGAAGCAGCUGAAGUAGAGAACCUUCUUGGGGCCGAGAAAUAUCUCAUCCGAGCCAAGAAGUACAUCAUCUGUGCAGGAGCCGUCUUGACCCCGGGUAUUCUGUGGAACUCGGGGGGUCUUAAGGACACCCUUCCCGCUCUGGGCCGUUACUUGACGGAGCAGCCCAUGGCCUUCUGCCAGGUUGUGCUGAAGAAGACUCACGUGCUAGAUAUUGCCAGUGAUUCACGCGGACUUGGCUGGGAGACUGCAGUCAACGAGCACAAGUCUAAGUUUCCCAACGACCCACUUCCCAUCCCCUUCAACGACCCCGAUCCUCAAGUCUACUUCCCACUGACCGAUAGUUACCGAUGGCACACUCAGAUCCAUCGCGAUGCAUUUGGGUACGGAGAAGUCCCAUCAUCCAUCGAUCAGCGCCUCGUGGUUGAUCUUCGCUGGUUCGGAUAUACCGAGCCUAGCAAGGACAAUUACGUUGACUUUUCGACGGAUGUCAAAGACCAGUUCGGGAUGCCACAGCCAACGUUCCACUAUACGAUCAACGACAGUGAUGCCAAGCGCUGCUCUGAAAUGAUUACUGACAUGGUCGAUGUUGCCAGGAACCUCGGCGGCUUCCUACCCGGCGCCGAGCCCAAGUACCUCGCACCCGGAUCCGCCCUUCACAUCUGCGGCACCUACCGAGCUGGCGAUGAGAAGGAGAGCCUGGAGGAAUCAAAGAAAGAAAGCGUGGUGGAUCGUUUCGGCAGAGUCUGGGGCCAGAAGAACCUGGUCCUCGGCGGCUGCGGUAUCAUUCCUACGCAGAAUGCCUGCAACCCGACGCUGACGGCAGCCGCCUUUGCGCUUGCUGCUGCUGAUCAGAUGAUCAAGGACUUGGACGACCAGAAUGACGAGUAGUGAUCUGGAAUAGUACAUGCUGACAGUAUGGGUGUGGAAAAUUUAGCAGCUGGGG